This is a messenger RNA of Prunus avium (sweet cherry), 1564 nucleotides long. RefSeq lists its product as uncharacterized. Gene Ontology annotation, biological process: protein ubiquitination. Gene Ontology annotation, molecular function: ubiquitin-protein transferase activity. Lineage: Eukaryota; Viridiplantae; Streptophyta; Magnoliopsida; Rosales; Rosaceae. Gene Ontology annotation, cellular component: CCR4-NOT complex. The record is from RefSeq and is a predicted model, not a curated record.
CCGUGGGCGUAGAAAUCUGUUAAUAAAAGAAAGAAAGAGAGGGAGAGAGAGGAGAGGAAGGAACGCAAAGCCAGGGGAAUUCGUAAUAUCCACUCCCUCCCUAUCCACCUAUAUUACUCUCACAAUCCCAAUUUCUAUUUUGCAAUCCAUUUUUCUCUCUUCAUUUUCCCAAUAAAAAAUCCUCUAUCUCUUCUCUCUCUCCAUAACUAUCUAUCUCUCUGGGUUUUCCCAAGUUAGGGUUUUACGAAUCAAAUUGAUUUCCUUCUCAAUGAGUUCCGGCUCCGUCUCCUGCCCUCCUGCUGUUCCCAAAGACUUGGCCAAGAAGAAGAGGACAAACCGGUUGGCCAAAUUGAAGCAGAGUAAGCUCGAUGUUCGCCGUGAACAAUGGCUUUCACAUGUCAAGAAUAAAGGGCAGAAGGUGAACUUGGAUGGAAGGGGCGGGUCACCUACACCCUCUAGGCAAAUAGAUAAUGUGCAAAAUGGAUCAUUGGACAAUUUGGAAACGAGUUCAACAGGAGGAGAGAAUGAUAAUACGAGCAUCCAUGACAGCGAUUUGGAGUCUCUGAUGAACAGCCCGAGUGGAAGCAGUUUGGAUUGUAAUGAUUCAAUGAAGAAUCUUAGUGAGAGCUGCAGCAGUGGUUGCUCUGGAAAUGACAGCAAGGAGGAUGCUGAUGAUGGGUGUCUAGAUGACUGGGAGGCUGUGGCAGAUGCUUUAAAUGCAGAUGACAAUAAGCAUAGCCCUAUUAUUGAUUUUCCUGCCAAAGCUGAAAUCAGAGUUGAACCAACAAGUCCCAAACUAUCUAGGGAGAAUCCUGGAGAUGAAUCAUCAAAACCAGAGAACAGAAACAUGGUUCCUGGGUCACGUACGACGUGUUGUGCUUGGAGACCUGAUGAUGCUUCUCGUCCUCAGAGCUUGCCCAAUGUGCCGAAGCAGGAUAGUUUCCUGGUGCAAUCAGACUGGCAUUGCGGGCAUGGAGCCAUUGCAUGGGCAUGGCAAAGCAUUGUGCCCCAGCCUUCUUCAUGUCCUAUAUGCUAUGAGGAUUUAGAUGUCACAGACUCGAGCUUUCUUCCGUGUUCAUGUGGUUUUCGGCUUUGCCUCUUUUGCCACAAGAGGAUUCUAGAGGCAGAUGGGCGAUGUCCAGGCUGCAGGAAGCAGUAUGAUCGUGUAAAUGGGGUUAUAGGCUUUAAUGGAGGAGCUACAACUUUUAGAGUAGCUUGAUCUUGCAGUGUGAGUACCAGAUCCUAGAAAGAGAGUUUGUAUUUCUUGAAGUUUAUGUAUAUCGGCUUUCUCUAGUUUUCGUGUUGGUCAUGUCUGUUGCACUUUUAUCAUAGUUAACAAAAAUGCGAGUAUAGUUAUAGAGGCGGGAAGCAGCCUGGUGGUAACUGAGCUUGGAACAUGGGUGAGUCCAAUUCCUGUAUGAUGUUUAGCGUAUGUUGGUGUAGGAAACUGAUGCGGUUAUGUGAAUACAUGGGAUGCUACAAACUUUCAGAAUAAGAAAUUCAAGUGUAUCUGCUUUCUUCUUACGUGUGUUACAUUUUCUUGAAUCAAACGGCUUUUGUGCAA